AUGGGUGCGCCUGACUCGGCGGCAGGGUGCAGCCUGUGUGUGCACGUCAAGUGUGCGGGGAAGAUCCGGCGGCGGUGUGCCGCGGAGCGGGUCCGCCGCCACCCCGCCUACAGUCUGCGCAUCUGCCCGGAGACUGGACUCAGCGGGCAGAAGUUCAAGUGCGCCGAGUGCGCCAGAUUCGUCCUGCCCGACGCGAGCUGGACGAGCCGCGGCGCCCUGUACGCCGAGCUGGACCUGGUCAGCUCGCCGCGGCUCUGCGACUACACGGGCCGCUACUUCUGCGCCCGCUGUCACCGCGGUGACCGAGCCAUCAUCCCUGCCCGUGCCAUCCGCAACUGGGACUUCCAUAGGUAUCCGGUGUCGUGCGGGGUGCGUGAGUACCUGGAGCUUAUGUUCGACCGGCCCGUGCUAGACGUAGAGGAGGCCAACCACCUGCUGUUCAGCUACGUGGAGGAGCUGGGACACGUACGGGAGCUGCGGCAGCGGCUGGUGCAGAUGCGACGGUGCGCGCUGCCGUGUCCGGCUGACGGGGCGCGCCUGCCCUCCUGGCUCGAGGCCCGGCCGCACCUGCUAGGCUCGCCACGCCUCUACAGCUUGCGCGACCUCAGCGACGUGUGGUCCGGCCAGCUGGCCGCUGUACUGGUGAAGGCGCACGAUCAGCUCGACGCACACCUCCGGAAGCGGUGUGAGACAUGCCGCCGCACCGCCCAGACGUGCCAGCUGUGCUGGGAGGGCGCCCCGCUGUUCCCGUUCGACGCGCAGGUGUCGGCCUGCGUCCACUGCCGGCACGUCAUGCACGCUCACUGUCGAGCGCUGCAGGCCGGCUCGUCGUGUCCGUGCUGCCAGCGGACCGACGCGUGCACCGACGCGGACGGGCCGGACGCACCCGGCGACGAGACGGACAGACGCCACGCGGACGGAGAAGAGGAGGCGACAGAGGAAGGCGACGGAGGAACAGUGGCUGGCGGUGGUAGGGAGUGCGGCGACGGGGCGGAGAGGGGCAGCGGAGACGGUGCGAACGGCGUGGAGCAACGGGUGCAGAGCGGAAGAAGGCGUGGAAAAGAUGGCACGGAGACAGAGAUGAGGCAGACGGGUGGGUCAGGAGCGGCCUUAGCCAGUGGGCUGCAACAGCCAGCCGGUACGCCGUCUGGGGCCGCCAGCCGGCUGGGAACGAGGCCCGUGAUCGACGGAGUGUCGGCCAGCUCGGCCGCGUGGCUCCGAGCGCUCGACAAGGACAGAGACAAGGACAAGGACAGGAGCAAGGACGGGAGCAGGCACGGCGUCCGGCCGUAGCCGGUGGCCCCUUACCAGCCCCCGGUAGAGGCUCAGUCUGUCGCCACCGUUAGCAGAGCGUGGCAGAGGGUAGCCGACUGAGGCGAACUUCAGAACUGUGCCGGUGGGUGCGGUGUUUGGCAGAAACCGGCGCGAAAAUGGCGUUGGGUGCUAUCCGCAGCCACGUUAGGGAACUGGACAAGUCUUCAUCUCUUUGAACUCACCUUUGACUUUUAAUGCCGUGUUUUUUGUUGAUGUCCUGAGUGUUGGGAAAGAUGUUCUGUGUUGUGGUAAAGCAUUCCAUGCACAAUGCGUCUAGAUAGUAAGUUUGCUUACCAGAUAGCCACUGCUUGACUGUCAGCACAGCAAGUUUACUAGAGGAUUGCGCUGAUUGGUGAUUUCAUGCAACAGCGUCAUGGCGCAACGGUGUUUGUGGCAAGUAGAAAACUUGUUCAAUCUAGAGAACCUACUCAAUCUGCAUGGCAGUCAGACACGUGUCCAGACUUAUCCUCUCAGGGGAGAAGCGGCAUGUGCCAUUUUUAAUUUGGUGUAAACCUCUCGGCUCAGGGGGAGGGUCCAUCCCCCACCCUGGCCCUUUGGUUACGUCCCUGAUGGUAGUGCAUUGUAGGACGGUGUCGUUUAAUGUCAUGUGGCUGUCUGUAACUGCGUGCAUGGAUUUUGACCAAACUACUGCCCAAGCUGUGAUUAAAAAGAAGACGGAUUUUAUCAUAUGGGCGAUGAUUUCAAUCUAGACAUUGCGUGUUUUGACUACCCUAGCUGAGAGUUUGAUUUUUGAGUUGUCUUUGUAAGCCGUCGCUGAACCAAUAUCAUCGAACGCGCACGA
Pollicipes pollicipes is the source of this 2116-nucleotide messenger RNA. RefSeq names its product differentially expressed in FDCP 8 homolog A-like. Lineage: Eukaryota; Metazoa; Arthropoda; Thecostraca; Pollicipedomorpha; Pollicipedidae. The transcript has 5 exons. The coding region runs from base 1 to 1293 and encodes 430 amino acids. The record is from RefSeq and is a predicted model, not a curated record.